UGCCGCCGGUGAUUUGGGGAGAGAAAAAUAACGUAAAUUCAACAAAAUUAUGCCACAUCUUUUAACUCUUUUACGGGUUCGUCCGAUUCCGGUGGCACCGCGUCUGUCUGAAACGGUCCGCAGUCCGGAGCCCGAGCGGACGGUUGGGGAAGGCGCCCGGCCGGGGGUCACGUGAUGGAUGAUGGCGGCGGCGCCUGACAUGGCGGCGAGUGGUUAGCGGGCGGACCGUGCGCGCAGUCUCUCCUCACCUCCGCGCAGCUGUGAGUAACUGAAGCCGCUUUCCCUCUCCCCCCCCUCCCCCUCCUUCCGCCACCGAAUUGUACCUAAAUCCACCGGCAAACCGACCGACGGGGGAACUAGCGUGAGUCUGAGAUGACAGACCCAGGUCAAGAUCUUCUGCUUGCUGCUUUGAGCGAAAGUGGAAUUAGUCCUAAUGACCUCUUUGAUGCAGAUCCACUUGACACUGGCUUGAUGUCACCUCUGCCAUCCAGUGGCAUACAGCAGCCACCAACAGCUACCACUUUUGUGCUAAAUCAGCUGAAUCAGCUGCCAAACCUGGGAACAACGUUAAUUGUGACAAAGGCACCUGCUAAUGCAGUGUCUCGUCCCACGGUUAGUGUAGCAAAGGUUGUUCAGACCAGCUCACUUGCACUAUCAUCUACAGCUGCUCCAACUGUAGCCACAGCAUCAACCAAGGAUCAGAUACAACUUAAAGACUUACUUAAAAGCAACAGCUUGUCUGAACUGAUGAAAAUGAAGCCACCGUCUAAUAUUGUUCAGCCAAUUACAACAGCAGCCAAAAUUGUACUGCUCACUUCUAAGAUGAUGAAUAAACCAGCUGACUUGAACAAUGGUGUUGUAAGGAAGGAAUCAUUGAGCAAAGAAGUGACUCGGAUAUGGGUCAAUGAGGAUAUUAAAAUGCGAAGCUUUUCUCCAACUCCGAAAUUGCCUCUGAAAGAUGAAGAGGAGCCUGAGGAGGAAGAUGAUGAGGAAUUGGGCCAUGCAGACACAUAUGCUGAAUAUAUGCCAAUGAAAUUGAAGGUUGGCUUACGCCAUCCUGAUCCAGUUGUGGAAACCAGUUCUUUGUCCAGUGUAACACCACCUGAUGUUUGGUAUCGGUUGACUGUACAAGAGGAGACGAUUGACAGUGGUUGGCUUUCUGCUUUGCAGCUGGAAGCAAUCACCUAUGCUGCUCAGCAACAUGAAACAUUCCUCCCUAAUGGGGAUCGUGCAGCCUUCCUGAUAGGGGAUGGUGCCGGUGUGGGUAAAGGAAGAACCAUUGCUGGCAUUAUUUUUGAGAAUUACCUUCUUGGUAGAAAAAGAUCAUUAUGGUUUAGUGUAUCCAAUGACUUGAAGUAUGAUGCUGAACGGGACCUGAGGGACAUUGGAGCAAAAAAUAUCCAGGUUCAUGCGCUGAAUAAGUUCAAAUAUGGAAAAAUCUCUUCGAAACAAAAUGGAAGUGUGAAGAAAGGUGUAAUUUUUGCAACAUACUCUUCACUAAUUGGUGAAAGUCAAUCAGGCGGAAAAUAUAAAACCAGGUUAAAGCAACUUCUGCACUGGUGUGGUGAAGAUUUUGAUGGAGUGAUAGUGUUUGAUGAAUGCCACAAAGCUAAAAACUUGUCUCCAGUUGGCUCCUCAAAACCCACAAAAACAGGUCUGGCUGUAUUGGAAUUGCAGAACAAGUUGCCGAAGGCAAGGGUGGUAUAUGCUAGUGCUACAGGUGCAUCAGAACCCCGAAACAUGGCUUAUAUGAAUCGACUUGGAAUAUGGGGUGAGGGCACACCCUUCAAGGAAUUCAAUGAUUUUAUUCAGGCUGUGGAAAGGAGAGGUGUUGGGGCAAUGGAAAUUGUUGCCAUGGAUAUGAAGCUAAGGGGAAUGUAUAUAGCAAGACAACUGAGCUUUUCUGGAGUAACCUUCAAAAUUGAAGAAGUUCCUUUGAGUCAAGAUUACAUCAAGAUGUAUAAUAAAGCAGUUAAACUGUGGGUGGAGGCCAGGGAGAAAUUUCAGAUGUCAGCAGAACUGAUUGAUGCAGAGCAACGGAUGAAGAAGUCCAUGUGGGGGCAGUUCUGGUCAGCACAUCAGAGGUUUUUCAAAUAUCUCUGCAUCGCAUCCAAAGUUAGAAGAAUAGUACAACUUGCUCGAGAAGAGAUCAAAAAUGGAAAGUGCGUGGUUAUUGGUCUACAAUCCACUGGAGAAGCAAGAACCCUUGAAGCCCUGGAGGAGGGUGGUGGUGAACUGAAUGAUUUUGUUUCAACUGCUAAAGGAGUCCUUCAGUCUUUGGUUGAGAAACACUUCCCAGCACCUGACAGAAAGAAACUGUACAGUUUGUUGGGGAUAGAUAUGAGUGUGCCCAGCAAUCAUGACUCUCCCAUUGAUAGUCCAUCAAGACAGAGCAAAGGAAAGAAAAGAAAAGUUAAUGAGGACAAAAGGGAAGCAAAAAAGCCCCGCAAGAGCAAAGGUCUUGCUGGGAGCAGCUCUUCAGAGAGUGAAUCUGAAGUAUCUGAAAGCGAAGGCAGUGAUGAAGGAAGCUUUCUCUCCGUUAGUUCUGGUGACGAUGACUUCAACCCUUUCAGAGAUGAAUCUUCCAAUGAAGAAGAUGAUCCUUGGUUAGUGAGGAAGGAUCGCAAGAAGGACAAAGACAAGAAGAAGAAAAAGAAAAGUAUUGAUCCUGAUUCUAUCCAAAGUGCCUUACUAGCGUCUGGCCUUGGAUCAAAAAAACCUAGUUUCUCCACUACCACAAUCAGCAGCACAACAAAUAAUGCACUUCCUUCAGGUAACAGCAGCCAUAGUAUUGUAGCGAGCCAGGAUGCAGUAGAAAGAGCCCAGCAAAUGAAACGAGAGUUGCUUGAGAAGCUGGAGAGGCUUGCUGAGGACCUGCCUCCCAACACACUGGAUGAAUUAAUAGAUGAGCUUGGUGGUCCAGAUAAUGUAGCAGAGAUGACAGGCCGGAAAGGUAGGGUUGUGAGCAACGAUGACGGCAGCAUAUCUUAUGAAUCUAGAUCAGAACUUGAUGUUCCUGUAGAAAUCCUCAAUAUCACAGAGAAGCAGCGAUUUAUGGAUGGAGAGAAGAAUAUUGCAAUCAUUUCGGAAGCAGCCAGUUCUGGUAUUUCAUUGCAAGCAGAUCGAAGAGUUAAGAACCAAAGGCGGCGAGUGCACAUGACCUUGGAAUUGCCUUGGAGUGCAGACCGUGCCAUUCAGCAGUUUGGUAGAACACAUCGGUCAAACCAAGUGACUUCUCCUGAGUAUGUUUUUCUCAUCUCGGAAUUGGCAGGAGAACAGAGAUUUGCAUCUAUUGUUGCGAAAAGACUUGAAAGUUUGGGUGCUCUCACACAUGGUGACAGACGAGCCACUGAAACCAGAGAUUUGAGCAGGUUCAAUUUUGAUAACAAGUAUGGAAGAAAUGCCCUGGAAAUAGUAAUGAAGUCCAUUGUAAAUCUGGACAGUCCACUGGUUUCAUCGCCCAAAGACUAUCUUGGGGAUUUUUUCAAAGAUGUUCGACAGGGAUUAAUUGGUGUGGGUUUGAUAAAUGUUGAAGACCGUUCAGGACUGCUCACACUGGAUAAAGAUUAUAAUAAUAUUGGCAAAUUUCUGAAUCGAAUCCUUGGUAUGGAGGUACACCAGCAGAACGCUCUAUUCCAGUAUUUUUCGGACACUUUAAGUGCCGUAAUUCAGAAUGCUAAGAAGAAUGGAAGAUACGAUAUGGGAAUUUUAGAUCUGGGUUCUGGGGACGAGAAGGUGAAGAAACUAGAAGCCAAGAAAUUCUUAACUCCAGGGUAUUCUGUAUCAGGACAUGUUGAAAUUUAUACUAUAAGUGUUGAACGAGGGAUGUCCUGGGAAGAAGCUACAAAGAUUUGGGCAGAACAAAUGGGAACAGAUGAUGGCUUCUAUUUGUCAAUGCAGAUAAGGAAUAAUAAAAAGACGGCAAUUCUGGUCAAGGAAGUUAACAGCAAGAAGAGACUGUUCAUGAUGUACAGACCAAACACUGGCAAGCAGCUCAAACUAGAAAAUUAUAUUGACCUAAAGAAGAAAUACAAAAAGGUAACCUCUGGGGAAGCAGAGUCACAUUGGUUGGAACAGUACAAGUCAUCUGCAGACACUUGUACUCAUGCAUAUUGGCGUGGAAACUGCAAAAAAGUAAGCCUUGGAAUGGUUUGCGAAGUUGGGCUGCGGUGCCGCACUUAUCACGUCCUCUGUGGUUCAGUUCUUAGUGUCUGGACAAAAGUAGAAGGAGUCUUGGCCUCUGUGAGUGGGACAAAUGUAAAAAUGCAGAUUGUGCGAUUAAAAACAGAAGAUGGGCAAAGGAUUGUAGGUUUGAUCAUUCCUCAGAACUGUGUCUCGCCAUUGAUGAACAUUCUGUCAACGUCGGACCAGUCACAACAGCUGGCACUGCAGCAGCAACAGAUGUGGCAGCAGCUCCACCCUCAAAGCAUGAGUCACAUGAGCAACACAUAGUGACCAGCUGCAUAUACUGGGGCUAACCUUACUUGAAAACUGUAACUUACAGGAGUGCAACGCCAUGUGAUCGUCACUAUUUUCAGAAAUUCAGGGUCAUAUUCCAAAGAGAUUCCGUGAUUAGUGAAGUAUUGGUGAAAAUAGUGAAUCUGGGAUUACCUGUAAUUAAAUCAGAGACAAGUUCUGAUUAACAAACAGGCGAAAGUUUGAAGGCCAAGAUGUUUGGACGCUUUACUUUUUUCUCCUUCCCCUCCUACAACUCUUCAUGUUAGCACUUUGUUCUUUACUGACAGCUGCUAUAAUUCUCCACUUUGAUUUCUACUGUUCAAGUAAUGGAAAGCAUUGUGUGCACUCUUUGCACAAGUCAAAUGCUUCCCCUUCAAAUUAAUUUCACUUCAUUUACUAUGUCUUGUUUUGUAGCAUUUUGUAGCUUGUUACAAAUGAGAGUGCACUGGUUCUGGAGACAUGCUGAGGGCUACGUUACUUGCUGUACGUACCUAGAAUGUUUCAUGUUAAAUACAUGCUUAUUGGAAUUACAACCCUGUAAAAUUCUUCCCAACUCUGGGCUGGGUUUGUAAACCCUGCAGUCUUAAGUGAACAAGCAUUCAUUCAGGGUUUAAUUAUCAUGUAUGUCCUAUAAGCAGGAUGUAAAUAUGAUGCAAAAAAUUGCAAAAAUCCUGGCCUAUUUAAAAAAAAAAGCAGUAUAAUUGAAAAUUUAUUGGGGGAAUUAAUUACUUUAUACAGAAGCUGUUUUGAAUUUGUUGAUAUGCUUUCUUCACAAUGUGUAAUUUCUGGGUAACUGCAAAAUGUAUGUUCUGUAUUUGUUUCAUGGCACAAUCUUAAAUUAUCUGGUGAUUUUAUAUUAAAAUUCUGAGAACCACUUUAACAGCUUCAUCAUAUUUAAUCACUAAUCUAGUAUUGGUUACUUAUUUUCUACCAGGCAAUUUUAUGCAGCACUUAGUGUAGUUUAGACAACAUCUUUCAACAUAGUGGGUAGCAGCUUUUCAAUAAAAACUGUAAUUUGGGAAGCCUAGUGGAAUAUUCUGGGUAACGGUAAUUGAGUGCAUGCAAGUUGAGGCUGGUGUGAAGCUUGAAUACUGCCACCCCUCGGACAUAACAUUCAAAGCUAACAAUUCAAGAAAUGUACAUCUUGUACACUUUUCUCCUGAUUCACAAAUAGGCUAGUUGCAUGUUUUACUCAUGCUGAUAAAGCUGGUUGCUUAGAAGAGUUGUAAAACAUAAGGGAGCCUCUAAGACAACUGCACUAUGUGCAGUUUCCUCAAGUACUGUUCACAGUUCAGAGCUGUUAAGUAUUUAACAGAGCAUAGAUUACUUCAGUUAGUAAGACUUGUACUGUACAAAUGUGUAUAGCCUUAGCUAUGCUAUCUAUACUUUGUUUUGACUAUAAAUAGUUUUGUCAACUUUAUCAGAAUAGUGAAGGAAAUUUGCCAUUUCAUGCUGGCACAAGUUGCACUACUGAAGAUACUGAAUUGUUUAACUGUAUAUUUAAGUUAGAAUUAUCAACAAAUCUGCUGCAAGACACAGGACCCUUGCAGCUGACUGUUAAUAAAUCAUAUUGUACUAAUGGAAACUAGUGGUGUAGAGUUUUUUAAAGAUGAGAAAAGUGAUGAUGUGCAUUCUGCAGGAUACAAAAGUAUAUCCUGACUGAACUGAUUUUAAAUAGUGGGGUAUUUGUUACGGAAUACUCAAUGUGAAAUGGUCACACUUCUCAGUUCUGCUAAUACUUUGGUAAGUAAUGAGAUAGUAUGGAAAUUUUCCUUGUUCAUCCAGUAUUGCAAUUGGGAUGAGAGAGAGGAAAUGUUGAGGUGUUCUCUCUCUGACUUUAACACCGUUGCUUUUGGAGACAAUCUUUUCUGUCUGCCCUGUAACUGGAGAAUGUUUGCCUCUGGAAUUAGCAUCUUGUGCACCAGUUGGUGUUUGAGCCAUUGAAUCCAUGGACCUGUCAAUUUUUUUUAAGGCUUUAUUAUGUUGUCUCAUAUUUUACCUUGAGAUUCAGGAGUUUUAUUCUCCACUCGUGGGCCUGUCUAUAUUUGGCAUUUAAAUAGGACAUCAGAAAGUUACACCCACAAUUCCACAGAUUCAUGUUGAAAAGAAAAUAUUUUGUUUACGGAUCCUUGCUGUUAUCUUUGAUUGAAUGAAGGACCAUUCAGUCUUGGUAUAUUUGGAAAUAUGCCCACAUUCAGAGCUACCUUUUCUAGCUUCAGUUCAUGUUGGUCCCAACUACUAUCUUUCAAAAUAAUUAGUGUGCUGUGUUUUUAAAAUAAAACCUUAAAUACAUUCAACAGGAUUGAAGGUAGCAUGGUUUGUGUUAUCAAAUUCUUGAGAGCAAUGUCCUCUCUAUUUUUACCUCCCCCAGCUGUUUGUUGACUAGGAUGUAGAGGUUGAUCUAGAUUCAGAGGAGGAACACCUUACAUACGGUGGCUAAAGUAGUGUUAACUGAGAGUUCAGCUAAACAUUGUGGAUCUUGUUUGAUUAAAUAUUUAGCAAUUGAUCCGCCAAAGUUAUGUCUGGGAGGGGAAUUCUGUACUUGUUUUGCAACAUAUACUGUAGCAAUUGACUGUGGAACCUGUGAUGGAAAUGUUGGGAUCACUGGCUACAAAGAUUGAGGUAAAAACAGAAAAUGCUGGCAACGUUUGGGUAAGGCAGCAUCUGUGGAAGAGAAAACAAUGUUUCAGGUCAAUGAUAUUUCAUUGGAAGGUCGAGGUGCAAAUGGGACAAACGGGCUUUACAAUCAAAGACGUUCAAUGUGACAUGUAUUUUUACAUUCCAAUUUGUGCUGGGUCACUAUUGAAAUUUGUGUACAUGUUUGAAAUCUCUGGAAUCUAAGUAUGUUCAGUGAGGGGAGCUCUUAGCUGGAAUGUAAAAGCACCUUAACCAUUGCCAUCUACUAAAUUGUAAAUGUGAAAAUAAAUUGAUUGACAUUUA
Messenger RNA from Carcharodon carcharias (great white shark), 7398 nucleotides. It is a transcript of the gene sbno1, whose product is annotated as strawberry notch homolog 1 (Drosophila). Gene Ontology annotation, molecular function: chromatin DNA binding; histone binding. Gene Ontology annotation, biological process: regulation of DNA-templated transcription. The record is from RefSeq and is a predicted model, not a curated record. The transcript has 32 exons. Gene Ontology annotation, cellular component: nucleus. Bases 373 to 4452 code for a protein of 1359 amino acids. Lineage: Eukaryota; Metazoa; Chordata; Chondrichthyes; Lamniformes; Lamnidae.